AUGCCGGUGUUGGAUGCCAACAGUCUGGGGGAGCUGAGGGAGGCCAUCAAAUUGACUUUAUCAAGAUGUGUCCUAAACACGGUAAGCACUGCUCCGCAAAUAUAUCUUAACAUCUCUUUAACAUCUCUAGAAAUUGUGACCAUCUUAAAAAUCUCCAAAUCCUUUGCCUUGUAUUUCUGUAAAUAAUAGAAUUAGCUAAGCACGAAUAGACUUUAAAAUAUCACACGUUUAUCAAGGUCUGCCCAGUACCAAAGAAUUCCACUUACCCCACCCCUUUGCAUCCCAAACAGCCCGUAGCUAAGACUUUUCACAUUAUUUUUUUAUCUAAUAAUCUGCCACCAUUUGGGGAGUGGGGUGGGGGCGCUGUUUCCCCAGUUCAACCCGUACAGAAGCCACGAAGCCUUAGUAUUUAUGGAGUGGUGCACUUUUGAGAGUUCAAUAAAGAGAAUUUAUUCUCCGCCACGGUCAGUUAAAACGGAUAAUUAUUGCGGAUUUGAAAACAAUUCUGUGACCGAGUUACUAACUCUGCGUAGUUAUUUUAACCAACCUGACCUGCUGGACAUGGAACCUUAUAAUUGUUAACGUUCGGCCGGAGCUUUUUACUGACAUUCGGAACUUUUCGUGGUUCUUGAGACUCGUAAAUCAUAAAUAAUUACAUAUUAAAUAAACUUAUUCAAAUGAAUUCAUUCAAUAAUCAAUCAAUUAAAAGGGAACAGUUCAAGUGUCAUUAUUAUUUUUAAAAUUAUUUUUUAAAGUUUGUAGUUUUUUUUUAAUUUAAAAACCUUGGCAUCGUGUUAUACAAUGAUUGGAUUUGAUGUGACUGUGACUAAACUACCAAUUUAUAGCGGGCUAAUCACGGUUCAGUGAUUUGACAGGAUUUUAAGAUGAGCUACUUACAUAGCUUCUCAUGUAGUUUUGAUGGGCGACGUGCGCGUCAAAUCUUUACAUUGAUCUUUGGUUUCUCCUUCUCCCUCCCUCCCUCCCUCUCCCUCCCUCUCUCUCCCUCCCCCUCUCCCUCCCUCUCUCCCUCCCUUCCUUCCUCCAUCCCUCCCUCCCUCUCUCUCUCUCCCUCUCUCCCUUCCUCCCUCCCUCCCUCCCUCCCUCCCUCUCCCUCCCUCUCUCUCCCUCCCCCCCUCCCUCCCUCUCUCCCUCCCUUCCUCCCUCCAUCCCUCCCUCCCUCUCUCUCUCUCCCUCUCUCCCUUCCUCCCUCCCUCCCUCCCUCCCUCCCCUCCCAACCAAAACCCACGGAUAGCAUAAUCUGCACUGUCAGUUCUUUGUAGUUGGUACCAUGGAAUGUUACAAAAAUAUCGGGGAGUGGGAACGGAAUGGAGGGGGAAAGGAAGUAUCCAUUAGAUUUAUUACCUUAAAGUCAGAGAUGCCCGACAGGCAGAUCGUAAAACGUAGCACUGAAAACAUUGUCUAUGCCAGUGAUCCCCAAACUCGUCGCCUGACGGACCUUUACAUAAUGUGUAUCCAUAGUUUAGCAGGGACUUGUACACAAUGAAUUGAUUAUCGUUAUCGAUCUUCUUAAAUCGUUCACUUUUAACUUAGCGUCGACUUAAGGUUUCAGUACAGGUUUCGAUUCGUGGACCACCAUCUUAGGAGCAUUUGGUUAUGUCUUUAGGGUGGAGACUGUAACAGAAAUCGUGUAUUUCAUUUGGAGAAAGCUCCCAUAAUCAAAUCAGCUGCACUUUUUUUCUUUUUCUAAUUUACAUAUUUUUUGUUUGGGGGGUGGGGGGACCUGUCACUACAUAUUGAUAUGGAAUUUUUUUAAAGUUAUGUAAACACAACGGAUUUUUAGAACGUCUGAGUUAUAAACAAUAUUGACUCUUUAUAACUGAUUUAUAACAUUAAUGACUCUUUACCCCUGAGUUAUAGCAUUAAUGACUCUUUAUGUCUGAGUUAUAACAUUAAUGACUCUUUAUGUCUGAGUUAUAACAUUAAUGACUCUUUAUGUCUGAGUUAUAACAUUAAUGACUCUUUAUGUCUGAGUUAUAACAUUAAUGACUCGUUACACCUUAGUUAUAACAUUAAUGACUCUUUAUGUCUGAGUUAUAACAAUAAUGACUCGUUACACCUUAGUUAUAACAUUAAUGACUCUUUACGUCUGAGUUAUAACAUUGACUCUUUACGUCUGAGUUAUAACAUUAAUGACUCUACGUCUGAGUUAUAAACAUCAAUGACUCUUUAUAUCUGAGAUAUAAACAUUAAUGACUCUUUACGUCUGAUUUAUAACAUUAAUGACUCUUUACAUCUGAUUUAUAACAUUAAUGACUCUUUACGUCUGGGUUACAAAACAAUAAUGACUCAUUACGCCUGAGUUAUAACAUUAAUGACUCUUUACGUCUUAUUUAUAACAUCAAUGACUCUUUACGCCUGAGUUAUAACAUUGACUCUUUACGUCUGAGUGAUAACAUUAAUGAUUCUUUACGUCUGACACGCCGUAGGCUCUGGUCUAUCACUUUAUGCCUGUCAAUAGAGAUAAAGUAAAGCUUUUGAAAAGCUCACCAUUUCAACUUAUUUUUAUAGCUUAAAGUUAGAGUAACGCUGGACUCUAUGCAGAACCGUCCGAAUCCUCUGUGUUUGGGGAACAGUCCGACUCCUAGUGUAUGGGGAACGGUCCGACUCCUAGUGUAUGGGGAACGGUCCGACUCUUGAAAGCAACAUUUGCCAUCUAUACAUCAUUAAUACAUGUUGCGCUAUGCUAAUCUGCCCAAGUUUAUUUUUUACUCAGCUGUGACAACGCCAUUUCAGCAGUGUAUUGAUUUGGAGGGCACUCUCUGAGCACGUACUCUUUGAGCAUUAUCUUAUUAAUAUAUACGCUGAGUAUUAUCUUAGUAACAUACACUCUGAGCAUUAUCUUAGUAACGUAUUCUCUGAGCAUUAUUGUAGUUACGUAUUCUCUGAAAAUUAUCUCAGUAACAUAUGUCUCUGAGCAUUAUCUUAGCAACGUAUUCUCUGAGCAUUAUCUGAGUUACUUACUCUCUAUAGUAUGAUCUCUAUUCCCAAUGGUUAACUGACCAGUUCACAUAAAACACAUCGCCUAUAGACAACGGAUUUCAUCAAGUCUCCGACACAAUACGUAAACGUAGAAAACUGAUCCCAGCUAUCUUGUAAAUAUGAGCAUCACUGGAACUUAAACUAGUGAGGUUUGUGAAACAUUGAAUAGUUCCAUGAUGACGACAAUAUUGCAGUAGCUAAACCUAAGUUCAUUGAAAAAAGCUUCACUCCGUAUUUCUAUUUUUUUUCGUCUCUCUUAUAAUCUUUCAACCCGCCAGUCGUGAUUUGCACCGUUGCUUGACAAAUUACACCAUCACACUUCACGCAAGUUGAUGCUACCUUCCUUCACACCGCGGUCAUUCCCCCUCUCCUUAACGUCCAGUCUCCCUCUUUCUCCCCUGGCAAUAUUGAGCAGCAAUAAUGCCCCCAGCAUUCAUCAGGCCAACUACUCACGAGAUGGUAACUGAUAGCCUUAUCGGCAGAUCUCUCUACACGGUCUCAUUGCUCCCCAGUCACUCCUCAUUUGGGACGAGGGGUGGAGGUUGGUGGGGGGGGGGAGGCACUUGCUGGCUCAGUCACGCAAUGUCCUCUUUCACUAUAACACAUUCUACUCUCAGCCCAUCUUCAGUUAUUUUAUUCUGAAACAUAUUCUUUGGACAGUUCUCUCAUAAUUGCAUAUUUAGAGUGGUGGUGGGUGGGGGGCUGAAAGGAGAUUGUGGACAUAUAAAUUAUCUCCAUGAUUAUUACAGUAAUCCAUGUCCCCCACAUAAUUUAUUACACCAACCGGCCCCAUCCAAUCAACCACACCCCCAUCCAAUCAACCACGCCCCAUACAAUCAACCACGUCCCAUACAAUCAACCACGCCACAUCCAAUCACCACACCCCAUCCAAUCAACCACACCCCAUCCAAUCAACCACACCCCAUCCAAUCAACCACACCCCAUCCAAUCUACCACACCCCAUCCAAUCAACCACGCCCCAUCCAAUCAACCACGCACCAUCCAAUCAACCACACCCCAUCCGAUCAACCACGCCCCAUACAAUCAACCACAUCUACCACACCCCCUCCAAUCAACCACGCCCCAUCCAAUCAACCACGCACCAUCUAAUCAACCACACCCCAUCCGAUCAACCACGCCCCAUACAAUCAACCACGUCCCAUACAAUCAACCACGCCACAUCCAAUCACCAGACCCCAUCCAAUCAACCACACCCCAUCCAAUCCACCACGCCCCAUCCAAUCCACCACACCCCAUCCAAUCAACCACGCCCCAUCCAAUCAACCACGCCCCAUCUGAUCAACUACAACACAUCCAAUCAACCACGCCCCAUCUAAUCAACCACACCCCAUCCGAUCAACCGCGCCCCAUACGAUCAACCACGCCCCAUCCAAUCAACUAUACCCCCAACUAUACCCCAUCCAAUCCACCACGCCCCAUCCUAUCAACCACAUCCCAUCCACCACAUCCCAACCCAUUAAACCACAUUCCAUCCCAUUAACCACAUACCAUCCAAUGACUUCAUACCCUAUGAUAAAUUGCACCACGUCCCUUCAGCUACACUCGGACAUAAACCCUCUUCUCUCAGGCGACUAUACUGUCACUGUUACAUUAACUGUUGCAGGAAAUGUUUAGUUUAUUAAGUCCAUGUCCCGAACGUAGAUUUAUUGGGUUAUAUCUAGCUUUUAAAACUCUACAUCUCGCAUGCUCACAAUCCAAUCACACUCCUCUUCUCACAGAACUAUUCACAGCCAUACUUUUCUUUACUUAAAAUGGGACCAAACAACCCACUUACUUCGUAUAUUCCUAUUCUGAUUUCAUUCCCACCACUCCCCACCACCACAUGUCGCCUGUCCAUAUGCCCAAACAAGGUCCAUAUUCUCUAAUAUUUUUAAAUGCUUGAAAACGGAUAUAUAUAUUCAUUAUAUUUCUGAUAGAGCAGUAAGGCAAUUAGUGAUAGUGAGAAUAUUAUAUUUUUAAAUAAAAAGUUUUAUUAUGACCCCUAUAGAUAAAAAGUAUUGUAAUAAUACUGAUUGGAUUGUGUACGAAGGGAAGUAUCAAUUCUCUUCUACACCCGCCCCUUCCCCACACAAAUAAGCUUACCUACAUUAAAUGAAAUAACAGAAGAACUGAGUAUACAGGGACCAUCUGUGAAAUAAAUCGAUAGUCCUGGCUGGGGCAAUGUUCGGGCCAAGCAAUAAAUGAAAGGCUGUGUUUUGUUUUACUGUUGGCUUGCUGGUUCGUUUGGUCUCUCAAGACUGACUUUCAAAUAAAUCACGCCAUUCACCUACAUAACGCAAGAAAUGUUUCUUCGAAAAGAUAACCAUAUAAUCAAAUUGGAUCGUAUAGGGAGGGACCUCCAUGAGCUCACAGCUCCCGAUCAGGCAAUAUCUCUGUACCCAAACACGACCCCUUCCCGAAAACCUUUCACAAUACUAUAAAUUUACAAUUGCAUCGGAUACCACUGAAACUAGCUGCCACCGUAUGUGAUUUAAUGUUAGCAUCAGAUUAAUUUCUGUUUUGAUCUAAAAAUAAACUUCCAAUAUAUAUAUAUAUAUCUUUUUUUAAAAAUGUAAGUUUGUUGCUAGUUUCGCGGCACCUGCUGUUUUUUCCCCGGGAUCCUCCAUUGCAAAAUAAGCGUACGUACAACAUAGCAUGUAGGCCCGACCGUGGACCGUAGUUAAGGAGGCUUGAUUUAUGAGUUCUCUGCGUACCCCGUGGCUUUACCUCGAUGUGUUAAUAAAAAUUUAAAAAAAACCAGGCCCCCGUCAUAGACAAUCUGACGUCAUGUCUGGCCUUGGUCUGUGCGUUACCACGACUAGGCUGAUCAUUACACUCGCGGGCAGAUGUCUGGCUUUUGUCUAUCCGUUCAUAUUCAUUGACACAGACAAUUCCCUCAAUGUUUGGACAGAUGCCUGGCUUUGGUCUGCGUGUUAAUGCUAACCGAAUAACAAUAUUCACCAACAGACAAUUCGACGAGUCUAUAGGCGUCGGUUGAGUUGCGCGCUAUAUAAAGAAGACUAAACAACCUUUCCGUGUACAGAGUAAUGGACAUCUAGAUGGCACAAUGGGAGACAAGGAUGUAGUAGGACGCAGGACUUAAACAUUGCCCUCACGGUGACCAAUGGGAGACGAUGAGGUUCAAGAUCGGGUCAUAGGCAGAUUGAUUAAAAUAAAGUUAAAUGCAUGUCUGGCACUUUGAGGGGGAAAAAAUGAAGUCAUUUCGGGAAUUGUGAAAUGUGGGCCAUUUUGGAUAUAUGAUUUCAAUCAUUACAGUCCAUACUCGUAAAUCAGCGUUGCCAAAAAGGUGGUCCGCGGACUAGACUUUGCCUGUCCGCACAACAUGAAUAUUUAUGUACAAAUAAAAAGGAAGGAUAAUUAAUAAAUCUGGCGCCAGUUGGAAACUUGUCCAUCGGUCCGCCAAAUGUUUUUAAAAGUUUGGGAAACGCUUUCCUAAAUUACUAUACAAAUCAAUUUAAAAUACCAAAUAAAUUAAAAUUUAUAGAGCCAAAUAAGACAUGCUUCCGGAAACUCGACUAUGAACACAUUGUUGCGGGUUGCAUGUAAAUGCAUAAAUAAUACUGAGCUUGCGCUAUUGCUUUGAGGGGGACCACUCAUAUAAAUUACGGCUCAAUUUUAAAAAUAACUUCAGUUUAUUUACGCGGGCAAUACAUACAUUUUUAAAGCACUUUAUCACAGGGGGAAAAAAACAACACGCCAACAGUUUUUCUCACGAAGUUCCUCCAGCCGUCUUUUAAGCAAAGUACCCAUGCUUUAAGUAUUCAAUAUAAUUAAAUAAAUGUAUAUUAUAUCGAACCGAUUUGAUUCUUUUUAAAGAUUAGUGUCAAUAGAGUCACAAAAAACAUAAGCAUCCAGAUGAGAGAAAAAACUUUUUUUCAUUAUUUCUGUAAGUAAAAAAACAAACAAAGUGUACGUUUUAUUUCAUUUAUGUGAGCAUGGUCUGUGGCAUAGGAACACUUAGAGUUUGGUCUAGCGUGUGCGCCAUGGGUAUAUACAUAAGCCAAUCAUUUGCUUUUUCUGCUCCAUUAAACUUUUGCACGUCACUUCAGAGGACUGGCCCACUUCAUCAGCUUUACAAUUUUGUGUGUGGCAAUUUUCCAAUUGUUUCUUGUUAUAUUAUGUUUGGGCGAGUUUCGACUAGACUUUGUCCAACUUUACUUUCUUUGGUGCCAGCGAGCAUCUUAGCCAAUGGUUUGUCUUAUUUGGUGGUCGUUUGUUGUCUUCCAACGGCAUCUCCUCCGGGCAGGUGGUCGGAGAAAGCUCAGGAGCAAUACAGCAAUGGCAUCGACCUGGGGAUAAGUGGCGGGAAGAAAGGGCUUGACGUCUGCUCGUAAGCCUGCCGGUGAGAGAAACAUGGCGGCCAACAAGGUAAUAAAGGCGGAGACUGGCUUGUGGCACGCACCAAUAACCUGACACAAUCAACAACCGAUUCGUAUCGAUAAAUCGAUCCCUGUCGUUUGAUUGCUUGUGCGUUUGCAUUAGCUGUCAACUUUUCAAUGAAUGGAUAGAGAAUGGACAAACGUGUUGGCGAUGGAGCUCUCGUUGCAUAUUGGAAGAAACAUAUGUUUUAAGUGUUGUUAUUAUUUUUUUUUUUGUGGGUAGGUUUUUCCAUUGAUUAAAUCAGUACCGUUUUUUGCCAUGAUAGUGUAGGAAAUGGCCGGAGAAUACAGAGGUUAAAACAAUACUCAGCCAACAAGUACAGAAUGGUCGACAAAAUAGUUAGAGAAAAUCUGUAACAUGGUGAUGGGAAUAUUUGCGACAACUUUUGUCCCAUCCGUAUUUUUCUGUUUUGCCUGUCCCGCUGUCACUAAAUAAUAUCCAGCUCAUGUUGUUACAGCCGGUAAUGAAAAGGCAGACAUGCACCUAAGCGCCUUCAACGCAUACGUACAAUUCUAAUAAUGAAGCCCAAUCACUGGUCAGCAAAGGACAACGGGAUGGAUAGGCGGGGGGGGGGGGACUUCAACGAUAGCCCACAGAAAAUAGCAUAAACUAAUCUAAUUAGUUAGAGAAUGCAAACCACCAUCAAAUGACGCAGUUGGGGGUAGGUGAAAAAAAAUCUGAAAAGACUCCUCGGUAGUGCUGACACAGCCAACUGUGUCUUGUUCAGUGAAACAGGCGGUCAUCGUUCUUAAUAUUUAACUUUGCUGCAAAAUUGUCCAACUAAUGAGAGUCUCAGAAAUGUUUAGAACUAAUAUUAUUCUUGUUUGUCAUUUAGCUCAUUGUUUCCAUAACUUUUUUCUUCUUGGCUCGAUUUGUUACUUUGCACAUUUUGUUUAAACAAUGUCUAUGUAUAGCCGAAUCUGUUCAAGCAUUUCACAUACAUUGGAUCCACUGUGUUUAGUUCACUCUCCGUUAACGAAUAGGGGAACAUCUGGAUCGCAAAAGCAGCAGCUACUAGGGCUAAAUUUAAUAAGCGGACAUGAAAUAAUAUUAAACUAACGGAUAGUACAAAACUAAGCGUCAAGGUUUCUCCUAUAUAAGAAAUGAAGCCGAGACUGCCAUUUCCGGAUCGGCCUAGUAAGCCAUUUCAUGAAGUGUCCAUAGCUACUCCAUCAUCUCGCAAGACGGAAGGAUGCCAUAUAUAUUAUAGUUAAAUGUAUGCAUGUAGUCUGUGUGGUUUUGUUUUUUCAACUUGGUCUCAAAGUGGUUUAUGGAAGUAAUCAGUAUAUUCUAUGUCGAUGUGUUGGUAUUAAAGUAGUUUGCGGAAAUAAUAACUAUGUUUUCUGUCGUAUGGGUUUUGUUAUGAAAGUGUUGUUUUUUUUGUUUUAGAAAUAAUCAUGUUAUCUGUCGUUUGGGUUCGCUUGUAAGUGUUUUGUGGAAAUAAUCACUAUAUUCUUUGUAGUAUAGGUUUUGUUUGAAAGAGGUUUCUGAAAAUAAUCAAUUUAUUCUUUGUCGCAUGGGCUUUGUCUGGAAGUUGUUUGUAGAUAUCAUUUACAAAACUUAGAUUAUUUAUAAAGCACGCCAUCCCAAUAGUCAUAAACUCAGUUUCAUUACAUCAGGCAUCUUCAAUUGGACACUUUUCUAUCUCCCUGAAACCGAGUAAUUGAAACUAUCCAUUAAAAACUGGCACACAUCCCUUCACUUGCCCACUCUCCUCUACACAGGGGCUCACACCCAUGCACCCCCAUUCACUGUUGUCUCCCCCGUGGCUUAAGUGGGUAAAAAGGGAUCUCCCCUCACGCCAGCUUGAUUCCAGCGUCAAUACACAAGCAGUGUUGAACGGUUGUGAUUAAGUUUGCCUUCAAGAACUAGAGCUCGCUGGCAUUUUGCUUCAGGAAAAUUCAUUCCGCAAAGAGGCUCUGGAUGACUUCAUAAAAAUCUUCAUUCCUAACAUUCCCCCUUCUGUAGCCAAUGUACUCUAACUUCUUUCCAUCUUUUCCCCCUAUAAGCGCUUGUAACACUUGAUUUAUUUCACGAGGUAAAAGAUACUACAGAGAAAUUAAUCAAUUAUAUGAAGACAGUGUGCAGUUGUAAACUCUAAUCAGGUCAUAUUAUAUAGGGAUUUGUGAUAGAGAGGGCCGCUACUCUUGUUGACGUCUUCUGUAGAAUUAACGACCAGACGGUAGUUUAUUGUCAAUUGUGAAAACACAAUAACAAAAUCCCUGAUUUGUUUUUUUCUGUGAACAAAUUUACGUUUUAUGGUAGUCGCCCCCCUUUUCUUUUUAUUGUGUGACACUCUGCCCACUGAGAACUGAGAAAUGACGACAGGAAUGAUUCCGUAAAGCAAAUAUGUUAUCGUUAUAUCAAUGUCCUUAAAUCCAGCAAAUUGGGACACGAUGUCGUCCAGGUCAGACAAGUAGAAAGUAGGAUCAGAAAAUGAAUACGAUUUAAAAUUAAAAUAAACACUUUUACGAAUUAAGGUGAACGGACACGGGAAUCCUAACUUUGACACUGUCACAUGGCAUCAUAUAUCGGGUGGUGCGGUUUUUUGUUUGGACACACACGUGUUUUGGUGUCGUAGUUGGAUUAAAGUCGAUAAUAUAUAUAUAUAUAUUACAGAAGUCAAUGAUAACGUUAACCAAGAUGAAGAAAAAAUAAGGGAACUACUCGAAGAUUGAGGAAAGUGAUGUUGAUUAAAGAAUCCUAAAGCCAGGGAAAAAGAAUCGGUUUUUAUCCUGCGUUUGUGAUAAGAUGGGAACAUGUCCCAGACAGAGUCGGACGUGCAUUCAACACAAGCCGGCAGCCGACACACAUUGAUCUCACGGACGGACGGGUGGACCUCCCUUCUCACUUACACUUGCAGCUUGGAGUUUUUUGUUUGUUAUUUAGGCCUGUCGCUAAACCCACCCAACCCCAUGUCGACGUCAUUUGAAUUCGUCGUAUUAUUGGCUGUACUCGCACUCAAAAUGGAUCGAAGAGUUAAAUUCCGUGUUUCGAUGGUCAUAAGGGUAGAUCCGUUCUAUUCAAGUUUACAAAGAAUAGUUUCUUAUGGCUUUCCGAUCACAGAUCUUCCAAUCGAUCCGGGACAUCUGAAUCUGAGCACGUGUUUAGUGCAGUUGUUUGGCGUUAAUCUUACCCCCCAAAAAAGACAGAUGUCCAUUCUUUUGGACAGGAGCACGCCAACGGCCUGCGUGAGCCGGCGUCUGUAGGGUAUUCAUAUGGGAUUCAGGGUUGUUUUGUGGUGUGAGGGUCUAGGGAUUGGUGUCAGGGGAUAUCUAUAAGGUCUGGGUAUGGCUGGGGGUGGCUUUGAUGCAGCGGACUGGGUCUGAAUAUGGCUGGGGGAUGUCUUUGAUGCAGCAGACUGGGUCUGAGCAUUGUUGGGGGAUGUCUUAGAUCUAGCGAACAUGGUGUGAAUAUGGUUGGGAUUUCGUAGAUGUCGCGGACAUGGUCUAAGUAUGGUUGGGAUAUCUUAGAUGUAGCGGACAGGAUCUGAGUAUGGUUGGGGUGGCUUAAAUGUCGCGGAAUGGGUAUGAGUAAGGCUGAGAUGUCUCACAGGAAGCAAAAUGUUUCUUUGUUUGGCUGGGAUGUCUUAGAAGUAGCGGACUGGGUGUGAAAAAUUGUUAGUCAGAUUUUUUGAAGCUUUUUUAGGGUCUUUACAUAAAUAAAAAUAGUCCCACUUCAACAGCGACCCACUUUAUCAGGGGCCCAAUUGCCAUCAGGCAAGUUGACCUUGAACUAGUUCAGCGCUAGGUUUACGGUUCACUGCUUAUUGGUGUAAAGUGACAUCUGAGUUUAGGUAUGGAUGAUGUGGUGUUCCAAACCUAAGUUACCUAAAAUUGUGGUCAAAUGUAUUUUCGUUAAGUAAAGAGGCACCCGGAAUACAUAUUAAAAAGGCGUUGAAGAAGUAAAAUUCCGAAGAUAGUGGUCGGUGUGUACCUAUACUGCAGCCAAAAUUGUCCUAUGUUCACAUUUAGGCUAAAUGUACAAUAGCCGACCCCCCCUGAACGUAAGAUCCCCCCCAAAAAAAGACAUUGUAACAAUAAGUGCUUUUAUGUCUUUAGUAACUUCUACAUCUAUCAUCUCUUGCUUUUGUGAAAGCGGCCAACCGUCGUGUUGAUAGUCUAUAUUUGUUUUAUCAACAGCACCUCAUCAAGGUCUACCUGCGUGACCCUGCCAGCACACAUCUGGUUGAUGAGAAUUGUAGAACUCUACCCAACAGUAGAUUUAUCAGGUUGGUCAACACUUAAAUUUCCAUUAAAAUAUAUUCUAGGCUGUAGAAGACUUUCCAUACUACUACAGUAAAACUUAUAUUGCCAUCUCUUUUAGGGUGUGUAAGACUUUACAAAUCAGAAUCAAACUACUGAUUUAUGGCAUUUUCUGUUUGUCUAAGAAAGGUUUUUCAAUUUGAAAACUUCUUGCUUGUUGGGCCAUUAGAGAAUAAAAUUAUUGACCAAAUUAUUUUCAUUAAGCAUUGUGUCUUCUCACAGAAUGUGAAACAGAUCAUUUUGUGGGUUCAGCUUGGAGGGCUGCACGUGGCAGGUUUGAGACCACUGGUCUAAGCCGUGCAUUACUAUAUUAUCUUCUGUCACUAAUCACAACAUGUUCCUCAGUUUUGUGGUUGAAUGAUGAGAUAUUUACUAAACAUACAUUUUUGUUUCAGCAGUAGUAAUAAUGAACAUGUUCAGACCAGUUCAUCUCAAUGAACUUAGAAUUUACUUUUGUUUGUAUGUGUGUUGAAGAAUGAAAUGAUUUCUCUGUUGACUAAGCAUGUGUCUUGAUCAUGAUCUGAAUACAGUGACAUCCUGCAACAGAGGGGAAAGACAGUGGUGACAGUCAACCACAACCAAGACAGCAUCAGGGAACUUUUGGGCAGUCAGCACAGCAAUGACAACAACCAUUCAGGUCAGCCAUUUCUUCUAGCAUGCCAACAAUAGGAGCAGUAUGUGAAUAUAAAGUAGUAUUAGAUGUGGGCUGGCAAAAAAAAAAAAAAAAGGUCAUUUCAGCAAAGAUAUAGAGAUUAUUGAAUAAAAAUUAUCAAACAUCUAUUAAUAUUUUUUAAAAUGUUGAAAUUUCAAGAAAAUCUACCCAUGAUAACAACCAAGUUUUCUGUGGGUUUUAUUUGUUGAUUGUUAGUUUCAAAUAAGCCCCUACAAAGACUUAAAGACUUAUUGAUACGAACUAAAGAUUUGUUUCAUUUGAUAUUUCCCGCCCCAAGAAUAGCCCCCCUGAAUCCAAAAGUUCCCUAAUAACCCCCACAGGCAAAAACCCCCUUCUUUGACAGGUGGUUUAUGGGUAAAAAUCGCAAGGUUAAAGAAUUAAAAAAAAAAAAAAAAAAAAAAAAAACCAGAUGCUUGUUAAUGUUUUCAAAAUUAUAGCAACAUUUUGAAGUGAAACAUUCAAUAAUGGUGGUUCUUUGUGAAGGAAUGACCUAAGCACAGAUCCCCCCCUGACUGUUUCUCUUCUUAAGCCACAAAUAAAUUAAAUGUUCAACUGGCCUCAUAUGUGUCACCCAACCAAAUGUACAGUUUUGGCCUCAUAAAACCUGUACACAUUCUCAUAUCUUGCACAAACAACGAUGUACGCAGACGAUCAUGCCUGCACCACAAUUUCCAUUUCACACAAACGUACUGGCAAGGACCCCCUCAAGAAGUCCAAGAUUUCAAUGUAACACUGGGCUGGGGAUUCACAGAAUCAACUUGGUUGUUCAUUGUCAUUGUGACAUUUUAAGGUACUCAGUACUCAACAUGUUCAUGUGCUACGAAAUUUUUAUGUGCAUCUCACAAUGUUAAAGAUUUCAUUUUUUGUUUCCCCAGUGCUACUGCUACCGAUCCCAGAGAGAGGGACUCAGAAAAGUAUAGGUUUGGUGGUGGUGAGUACUCUACAGGCCUUUGUGGGAUGCAGCAGUGCUGUUGGGCUGUAACUUUCCUAUCAUCAUCAUUUUAAAACAGAAUUUUACAACACAAGUUGAAUCAAUAGUUCACAAAGGAAGACUAAUGAAUUUUGUUUUUAUAAGAACCAUGUUGGCCAUCUCAUUAAAACAAUAAUUUUACUGUUGUACUCUUAAUAAUUUAACUGCUCUACCUUGAUCAUUGUGUAACUGCACUUUUAUAUAAUUAGUUUUGUUACAUUAGUGUGGUGCUUACAUAUUUUUAUUGUUUUGUUGCAUUAGGUAGUAUCACAGGCAGGUUCACUUUCCAGUGUUGACCCCAAGAGGGUAGAGUUAUGUUUAAAACAGGUAAGGAGAGUUGACCAGGUCAGUUAGGUUCUAGUCCACACACAUUCAACAGUUCAAAUUUAAAAAAAAAACAUUUUCAAAAAUAAGUGCAUGUUGACAAGUUUUACUAUUCAAGUAAACUCAAAUAGAAAGGAAAGAUUUUCUUGUGUAAAAAAAAAAAAGUUUUAAUGCAAGUUCUCUUAUAAAAAUGUGUACCUCCAGAUUUCUGUCACAUAUGAAGUUUUGAGAAAUAAUGUCAGCAAAGAGAGUGGACAUAUCAACAACUUAGAGUCUUUAAUACAACUAUGUGGUGAGCACAGUUUCCCUCUUAUUUUUACUUACUUGCCUUUGGUGUUGUAAUACAUUGGAAUGUUGGUAUGACAGCAAGUUUCUUUUAUACAUAAUCCAAGGUUAUUCUGUUAUGCGAAAAAAAAAUUGUGUUUUAAUCUGAUGGGAAAGUUUUUCUCAAGUCUGUGUUGUCAUUUAUUUUUUAAUUUUUUUUUUUAUUGUUCUGACAUGUCCUUUUAAUGACAAGUUCUAUGAUAAGUUCAGAAUUUUGCUUUCAUGUUAGAAAAAAAAAAUGUAGAGCAAAGCAUUCACAACAACACUAGCUGUCUGUUCCUUACUGUUCUAGAAAAGCAAAUUACCAGAAGCAAAUAACCCUCAUGAUAUAAACUGGUAUUCUUUAAAACACUGGCAAUCACAACUGCACCAAGUUGAAUGCAGGGGGAAAAAAAAUUUAAGUUAUCUGUGACAAGAUGAAUAUACAUAGUUGAUAUUUACAAGAUGACUAGAGCAAGUUGAUUGCAUCAAUUAGACUGCAUCAAUUAGACUUUUCUAGACUACAUAAUUUUCGUAUUGUUCAUGCUGCAGGAGACAAAUAUGGUGCUGUUCCAUUUCCACCCUUUUUUGUAAUAGAUCUCCUCCAAAUUGAGCAGUUCUCUGGUGACAGUGUUGAUUAGGUUACAGUGUACCUGGCCACUCUUGAUGUCAUGCACAUGUCAUAGAGGAAACACAUUAGGCCCCCCCCCCCCCCCCUACACUCCCCCCCCCCCCCCCCCCCCCCCCCCAAAACUGGUGUGAUUUAUCUGGCCCAUGUGAUUAAAGACCAGGCCCAGGCAAUCCUUUGAUCCAGAUAUCCAGAUGUUGACAUUCUGGCUGGAGGUCUAUUUAUAGCUUCAUGGCUGGACACCCAUCCCCAAUCUUCAUUUUCUGAUACUGAGACUGAUAUUAGCCAUUGAGGAGUUCUCAUUCUUGUCAGUCCUUUCCAUUAUAAAACCAUUUCACAAGUCAGUCUUUCCAUCCCUUUUCCCUAGUUUAAGUUAUUAGCAGUUGCUGAGCUGGUCCUUAUUUAAAUAAGUUCAUCCCAAAGACAUAGCUUUCUUCCAGGGAGAAUUGAUCAGGGGGCCUUCAAGCAAAGGGAAAUUAAAUGAAAUGUGUUUUAAUACAUUUAUAUAUUUUUUUAUACUGUGCUUGUCAUUUCAGUUAUAUAUAAUCUUCUUUUAUAUUAUGUCAGUGUUCUUCUGUUGUAUUGUGAGGUGAUUGUGUUCUCUUAUAAAUAUGGCUGUACUUAAAUUUUCAAAUCUAACCUGUAGAUCUCAAUAUAGUAGGCAACAGUCGGUUUAUCGUAAUGCCAUCAUUAAAAUGUUGUACACAUCUACAAAAGCCUAAACAACUAGGUUAGUUUCCAUUUUUUUUAGUGACUACACACUUCUAUAAUGUUUUCAAGAUGACUUCACAAAUGCAACACAAAUCACCCUUGUUUCAUUUUGAUGUGGAAAACCAUCAAAACUUCCAUUUAGCUUUUCAUAUUUUCUGUAACACCUGUGAAGUUGUCAUGCUGGGAACUUGUAUGUGUGCAUAUAUUGGUUGUGUUAAAUACGUUGCUAAUGUCCUACUACUGCUGUAAUGCUGUUACCUGGUGUCUUAUAACAGGGGAGCUACAUGAUCCAGAUGCAGCACAGCUGGAGAUUAAAGUUGUUAGAUAUGUAAGUGAAUCACAAACAUCAUAACAUAACCCACAGCCUAGCAAUGACUACAUAGACUUAGACAUCUUUUAUCCUUAGAUCUUCUUGGUAUUUAAACCACGUUUAGCUAUUUCAUCUGUUAAAAAUGUUUUGAUAGUAAAAUAUCUCUUUGUAUUAGUUCCAAGCACACCCGUUUUUAAAGACUGGAAUUCCAUUCACACUUAGACAUCUGAAAGAGGAUUUCUAAGGGGUGUUUUAUUUUCACUCACCACUAACUUAUUUUUAUUUCUUACAAUAAAAUGUAUACAAAUAAUCAUUUUUUUAUUUUUAAAAAUGUUUUAAAAAGCAAAACACCAUUGCAACAAUGUUGACUUUCAAAUUUGUGUCUUAAAAUUUAACCAAAAAAAAUUAUUGAACAAAAUAUUUAUAGUGCUCUUCAUCUUUCAGCUCCAGCAUCAAACAGAUGCAGAAACUGGUUUUUUACUGCUAGUGGUGCCUGAAACGCAGAUGCUCUUCUGUCAAGUAAGUUUAAAUAAAAAUCCCAAUCAUUUUACAUAAGAGAGAACAUUAUUAGGAGAGAAAAAACAGAAACCUCUUGUCCUUUUUGUCUAGAUGGUGGCAAAUAUAUGAAUGAUUUCAAGCACAUUGAGGUCAGUGACCUCAUUGCCAGAUUUUAUUAGUGUGAACUGAUGUCUUGGGUUUAUGAUGAGCAGCGUGUAGUUUGUACUCUCACAGUAUCAAGAACUACAGUAGAAUAUCACUGCUGCACAUCCCCCCAAUAGUCCAUUUAAUUCAUUCUCAUCUUUCAUGUCUCACCACUUCAGAUAGUACCAAUCUCCGAACCCCACCCCACUUUCUCCUUAAUCCCCUUCCCCAAACACAUGUUUUCGGUCAGAUAAUACUUUGCAGACAGGCCUAAAUAUAUUAAUUUGUAUUAUUAAUUGCCUCCUGAUUUACCAGGACAAAUAAUACAAAUGCAAUUAAUAAGUUGUAUUAUUUUUUCACAUAAAUUUUCAAUAUUAAAUUAAAGAUAUAAUAUGGGCAGGACUGUGUUCAAAUUUCUUAUACUAAAGUGUUUGUUUUCAUACAGUCCUUACUUACAAAGGAUGAAAUACUUUUUUUUUUUAUAUUUCAAAAUGUACAUAAUUGAGCUGGUCAUUUUCAUAAUAAGAAUUGGAUUACUGAUUUUAUAGCAUAAUUUGUCAUAUGUUUGUAAUUUAACCUUCUAGCAUCACACCAGCAAGAAGUGCUGCAUUGUUGGUUCCACAUGUAACCAGCUGCCACUGGUUGACAUUCUAGCUUACCAGAUAAAAGGACAUGGCUCAGGCUAGUCAAGGAAAGAUUACUGGUGGCCACAAAGCGUUAUUGUUUUCCCAAUGGGAAAUUUGAAAUCAAUUAUUUAUGCUCAGGACAUGGGAGAUGAGAUUUUUUGCCUGCCAUUGAUUUGUUGUUUCAGUUUAACUGAUUGCUUGACUGAGAUUGGUUAUGAAAUAUAUAAUAUAUAUAUAAAUAUAUAGGGGGCUGUGUACAAGCCCUGUGAAAUAAAUAGUGGAACAAGAUAUUUUGAGGUUUUAAAAAAAACAACAUGUCAGUUCAUUUCUGCUAGAUGCCUUCUUCAGUGGACAAUACAAUAAUAAAUAACAGAUAGAGGCUUCCACCAAAAAGUCCAUUUUAAUUGUCAUGUCUUAUUUUUCCAAUCCUAAACACAUCUUGUAUACUAUGAAAUAUAUAACAACACUAUUAUAGCAUUACAAGUUUACAGUGGAAAAGGUUGGGUCAAUAGUCUAGAAAUAUGUCACUAUUAUAACAUGACAAGUUUAUGGAGGGCAUGGAUUGGGUCUCUUACUCGAGAAAUAUGUAAUACUAUUAUAAAAUAAGUUUGUGGGGGGCAAGUAUUGGGUCUCUUACUCAAGAAAUAUGUAACACUAUUAAAAAAUUAUAAGUUUAUGGGGGGCAAGGGUGGGGUCAGAGUUAUAAAUUCUUUUCCAAUCCCAGUUUUAAAAUUAAAACUAUAUCUUUCUAUAUUUAUUUAAUGUAGACUGAGUCAUCUAUCUGUUUGUUAAAGCUGCAAUGAGUGUGUACUAUUAAAGUCUGGAUUAGGACUUCAGAGUCAUGUACUUGCAGUUAAUGUCAAGUUUUCCCCAGUCAUCGGGUCUGUCAGUAAUUUGUAUUCUUAUUUGAAAACUCUUACAAUGCCUUCCACAUUUUCUCCCCCAACUUGUAAUUUUAUAACAGAGAAGGCUAAACCAUUCUCCUUGAGGGCCACAGGGACAUUUUAAAGUCUCAAAAAAAAAUCCACAUAAUGAAUUUUAUUAUUUUUAUACAAUGACAUAACAGGUAUCUGUACAAAAUCCAUUUUUUUUUACUAGCCAUAAGUUUAUGCUUGUUAAUAUGCAACAUCGUAAACUAGCAAGCAGAUUUCUUUAAAUUUUCAAAAAUAUUCACUGAUCACAUCGGCCAAAACAAGACUCAAAUGUUAGACUUGCUUUUAGGUAUAUUGGACCCGCUGAUUCCAAAAUUGGCACCGGUUUUCCAGAACAGCUCUAGUUUUUGAGAUAUUGAGCAUAUGUCAUUCUAUCAAUCAGUAUGAUUUUUUGUCUGUCUCCUGCGCCCCCUCCAGUUAUUUGAAACAUUAACUCAACAUUUCUGCUCUUAAUAGCCUCUGUCUUGAGUGAGAUUUACAACUUGGUAUUUUGGUGGUGUCAAAUGGUAAAUAAAGAUGUUGUUUUUCUGAAAUAAUUUAUUAUUAAAAUUUCCUUCUGUUUUCCAGGCUGUGGGUGACACAGUUUUACAAGAAGAAGUGCGAUUUGCUGUAAGUUUACAGACAUUUUGGCAAAACAACUAUUUUAUAUUUUAAACAAUUUCCUCUAAAAUUCUGCAUUUAAUUAAUGUUAAUUAUUUUGUUGUUUUGUUCCCUGUUUGGACUUAGAGUUACACUGCAUAUGAAUUGAUAUACUCAAUCAUCAUCAUUUGAAGACACUUUGUUUAUCUAGAAAUAUCUACUGAUAAAUUGACAACAACGUCUGAUAUAAAAAUAUAUUGCCAAAAUCUCUCAGGGAAUCUCUUAUUUUACUGCAAAAACAUCACAAAUCGUUUUUGACAAACCCAAGAAAAGAAAAAUGCAAAAUAUUUAGGUUAAGCUCUAAAAAUAACUUAAAUUUAACUUUGUUUAUUUACUUGGCUUGGCUAUCUAAAAUAAGCACAAGUUAUUUAUAUGCUUCUCCUUUUGGGUUCAUUUGUGUCUCACAAUGGGGUUUUACUGUCUAAGAGAUUGGUUUAAGCACAAAUAAACAAAUGACAAUAGUAUAGAAAUAUAUGGAGCAGAACUGUAUGCAAAAGAAUGUGUGCAUGAUUCAGUUAUAAUCUGUUGGUCUGUACAGUACCUUUCACUAAAUUAUCUUUGAAAUGAGAAUACAACCUUAAACAAACAAUAGACAAUUUAAGAAAUUACAUUUUAAUGAAAUUUAAAUUAUUAUUUUUUAAUGCAUAAGGGUUAUGACAACAUCACUACAUGUUACUAUAACAUCAACCUUAUUUAAAAAUUUAAACAAAUGGUUGACAAAAUUCACACAUAUUAUUUACAGGGUCCCUCAAGCUGUUUUGGCAAAGCCCUAGAAACAAAGCAGCCCAUCACUUUAGCAGAUAUACCUGUGGUAAGUGACGGAGUGGUCAUGUGUGGAGGGAUCUUACUUAGAGUUCUUGUUGUGUGGCAGAACAUAUCACUUUGAGGGUGGUGGAUACAUCACUUAGAGUGUGUGUGUGGUGGAAGAUAUCACAUUGUCUUAGAGUGGGGGUGUGGAGGGAUAUAACACUGAGAUGUGGGGCUGUGUGUGUGGAGGGAUAUAACACUGAGAUGUGGAGCUGUGUGUGUGGAGGGAUAUAUCACUCAGAUGUGUUUAGUGACAGAGUGUAGGGAUAUCUCACUUAGCUGUCAUAAGUGAAAGAGUAGGGGUGUGGAGGGAUGUAUCACUCAGAUGUGUUGAGUGACAGAGUGUAGGGAUAUCUUACUUAACUGUCAUCAGUGAAAGAGUGGAGGGAUAUAUCACUCAGAUGUGUUUAGUGACAUAGUGUAGGGAUAUCUCACUUAGCUGUCAUCAGUGAAAGAGUGGGGGUGUGGUGGGAUAUAUCACUCAGAUGUGUUUAGUGACAUAGUGUAGGGAUAUCUCACUUAGCUGUCAUCAGUGAAAGAGUGGGGGUGUGGUGGGAUAUAUCACUCAGAUGUGUUUAGUGACAGUGUAGGGAUAUCUUACUUAGCUGUCAUCAGUGAAAGAGUGGGGCUGUUAGUUGUACUUAUUCCAUUUUUAUCUUAAGCUCUAUUCCUUUGAUUCAUUGGUCCUUCUCAUUAGUAUUUCUUCAUUAGGAUUCUUACUUUCUGCACUAUCUACUGAAAGGGAAAAAAAACACAGAUCGAUUCAUUAAAUAAAUGUCAUUGCUACCGCACACACAAAAAACCCGAAGUCGAACACCCCCUCCCCCACAUACAAACACUCUAUGAAUUUUUAAAUUUAAAUAAGAAAACAACUGUAUAACUUGUUUGGGAGAAAGCUUAGGCUGCAUGUCUAAAGUAAAAUAUGAGGUUUAUAUUUCCCCCUACAGGAAAGGAGAUAUGAAGUAGAGAAAAUAAUC
Messenger RNA from Lymnaea stagnalis (great pond snail), 20208 nucleotides. NCBI's taxonomy places the organism in Eukaryota, Metazoa, Mollusca, Gastropoda, Lymnaeidae. The record is from the annotation of a GenBank genome assembly.